Castor canadensis (American beaver) is the source of this 1836-nucleotide messenger RNA. RefSeq names its product ENTH domain containing 1 (gene Enthd1). Lineage: Eukaryota; Metazoa; Chordata; Mammalia; Rodentia; Castoridae. The record is from RefSeq and is a predicted model, not a curated record. Gene Ontology annotation, biological process: endocytosis. Gene Ontology annotation, molecular function: clathrin binding; phospholipid binding. Gene Ontology annotation, cellular component: endosome; plasma membrane; clathrin vesicle coat.
AUGGCAUUCAGGAGGCAAGUAAAAAACUUUGUGAAAAAUUACUCAGAUGCUGAAAUAAAAGUCAGGGAAGCAACUUCUAAUGACCCUUGGGGUCCCUCUAGUUCUCUGAUGCUAGUUAUCAGUGACUUGACUUUCAACACGGUAUCACUCUCAGAGAUUAUGAAUAUGCUAUGGCAGAGACUCAGUGACCAUGGGAAGAACUGGCGCCAUGUGUAUAAAUCCCUUACCCUAAUGGAUUAUCUCAUCAAGAAUGGAUCAAAGAAAGUUAUUCAGCAUUGCAGAGAGGGCUUCUGUAACCUUCAAAUGCUAAAAGAUUUUCAACAUAUAGAUGAAGCUGGAAAAGACCAAGGACACUAUAUCCGGGAGAAGUCUAAGCAAGUCAUAACAUUGCUGAUGGAUGAUCAGUUGCUGUAUAACGAGAGGGAAGUGGCAUGUUGGACUAGACGGCGUACCUCCUACUCCAUGACAUUUCCUAAAAGAUUACCUGGUAUAAGUAACUCACCAACAGCAUGUGCUUCUGUCCCCACACCAGAAAGUCCUGCUCCAGAGAAAAAGCAUGAAUUGCUUAAGACUGCAAGGCUACAUAAUAAAAAAAAUGCUUCCAAGAUGGGACUAAACCAAGAGCAGUGCCAAGACAUCCAGUCACCUGCUGGAACUGCCUUGUCCAAGGAGGCUCUGCCACUCAAGAUGAAGGCAUGGAAGUCAACAGAGGACCUGAUGCUAUUUUAUGAUGAGGAUCCAAAGCCACUUUUGCCAACAAUGCCUCCUUGUGUCAUCCCUUCCUCUACGUGGUUGUCAGAAGGGGAAGCAGAAGUUUGCAACCUCUGGGAUGCAGAUGUUGUGCCUACUCUCUCCGAAAAAAGCCCAUCUCUGCAGACAAAUGUGAGUUUAGACAAGAGAUCAGAUAAUACCAUUACAGAUACUGCAACAGGAAACCUCUUGCAAACACCUUGGGAAAAACAGGCAGCAGCAAAAAGUUUUGAAACAUUGACUACUUUACCAGCAUCUUGGUCAUCCAGUAAAGAAGAGAUUGUCAGUCCCAAUUUAAGACCAUCAAAGUCAGAAUCUACUUUCUAUAACCAGUCCUCUAUAGAGACACUUUAUGUCUCUCCCUCAUUCGAAACAUUUAGCCCAGUAAAGGAGAUCAAAACCAGUAAGGGCCUUCAAAAGCCAGAGCAAGCCAGCACCGCUCACAUGGAGGACGAAAACCUCAGGACCUUGACCACAUGUGUUUCAACUACCUCUGAGGGAACAUCUUCCUUUUCCACUUUAUCCAUAUCAUCUCCUGAUUCAGCCCUUCCAGAGAAGUCAGCUCAUUGCUUGCCCCCGAUUUUGGCUGGACCUUCCUUCUGGACUCUGUCCCACCAGAAGUCAGCUUCUGCCUCCUUUAAACAUAGAAAUAAAGCAGCCAGGGCUCACUACCCCUGCCCUACCAGGGGCCCCACAUCUUCUGAUGAGGAGGAAUAUGACAGCCUCAGUCUGAGGGAAAUUCUUCCAGAUAACUCCGACUCAACUGAAAAAAAGACAAGUCCUAUUCCCAGCAGGAAUUGGGUAGCAUUUUCCACCCACACUGUAGGUCACCUCCCCUCCGUGUCUUGUUCUAGUUUUCAAGCUACCCAGGGCUCACCCAGGGAGCCUGAGUCAAACAAUUCCAUCGGAGUUCUUCUAGGGGAGGUGAAAAGUGCAGUAGUCAGGCUUCACGAGGAUCUGAGCAUGGUGAUACAAGAGCUCGGUGUCAUCAGCAGCCGUCUGGUAAGAAUGGGGGGCAACAGUCCAAAAGCCAACAGAUACUUGCAGGACCCUCCGUCUUCUGAGGAGAGCUCAGAUCAUACCUAA